This is a messenger RNA of Tupaia belangeri chinensis (Chinese tree shrew), 1507 nucleotides long. It is a transcript of the gene CSKMT, whose product is annotated as citrate synthase lysine methyltransferase. Bases 55 to 777 code for a protein of 240 amino acids. The record is from RefSeq and is a predicted model, not a curated record. The transcript has 2 exons. Lineage: Eukaryota; Metazoa; Chordata; Mammalia; Scandentia; Tupaiidae. Gene Ontology annotation, molecular function: S-adenosylmethionine-dependent methyltransferase activity.
GUGCGAGCGACAUUGCGUACAAGGUUCUCUGGCCGACCACGCAGGGACCUCGGGAUGGCUGCGCUGCACCGAAUGCUACACGUUUCAACCCUGGUGUCGGGGGCGCGCCGGGCCUUGGCUGGUUCCCUGGCCGGUAGUUCCCUGGCUGAUCGCUGCCUCUGGGAUCGGCUGCAUGCCCGUCCACGUCUGGACAGUGUCCCCACCUUCGACUGGUUCUUUGGAUAUGAAGAAGUCCAGCCGCUCCUACUGCCACUGCUGCAGGAGGCUCAAACUGCCUUACCGGUUCGAGUGCUGGAUGUGGGCUGUGGAACCUCUAGCCUGUCUACAGGCCUCUACACCAAGUCCCCAUACCCAGUGAACAUUUUAGGGGUGGACUUCUCUCCAGUGGCUGUGGCUCACAUGAACAGCCUCCUGGAGGGUGGUCAAGGCCAAACACCUUUAUGUCCUGGGCAUCCUGCUUCCCGCCUCCACUUCAUGCAGGCUGAUGCCCAGAACCUGGCACCUGUGGCUCCCCCAGGUUCCUUCCAGUUGCUACUGGACAAGGGCACCUGGGAUUCUGUUGCCCGGGGUGGUCUCUCAGGGGCUUACCAAGUGCUGUCAGAAUGCUUGAGGGUCCUAAGCCCUCAGGGGACCCUGAUUCAGUUUUCAGAUGAAGAUCCUGAUGUGCGGCUGCCCUGCUUGGAGCAAGGGUCCAGCGGCUGGACUGUGACAGUGCAGGAGCUAGGCCCUUUCAGGGGCAUCACCUACUUUGCUUACUUGGUUCAGGGCUCUCAUUAAAGGCAUUUUAGUCCUGUCCCUAGUAGCUCUAUUGGGCAAGGAGAAAGUUGAAGAGAGCUGUAUCUAAGAUAAUAGAUUAUUGGAAAAUGAAAAUCAGUUCUGGUUUAGCAGCUGGAUACACAUUGUUUCAGCAUCCUAGUUUACUUCAUCUGCACAGUGGCACGAAUGCUUGGAGUUACAAAGAUGUAAUAACAUGAAACAGUGCUAGGCACAAGAUGAGUGCUGGAAAGAGGACAUACAACUGGCUUGUUCCCCAUUUCAAUUAACUGGAGCACCUAAAAGCAGCAGAUAGGUACUGGGUCCAAAUCCCAGUAUUAACUGACGUGUGAUCCAGUGGCCUGACCUCACCCGUGUAAGGGGAUGAUGACUGAGGAUGGGUGGAAGGGCAUCAUAAACGUAGGCAUGAUGUUCGAGGGAGAAAGAACAGCACUUAACCCUGAAAGUUACAGGGAGGCAGGAGAUGGGAAUAGUUCACAAGUCUGCUUCUACAGACAGUGGGAGUGUUGCUCCAUCCCAAAGAGGACUGGGGUUGGAUUCCUGAUAACAGUCUCAGGAAUCCAGGAGACAUCUCGUGCUUGCUCCUGCCCCCAGCUGAAAUUGGACUUAAAGGUUCUAAAGGAAGAUCUGGGUUCCUAUGGGCUCCAAGCCUAGCCUGGGAGGGGGUUAAAGAGCUCAUUAACAGUGAAAAAUAUUCCUGACAUUAAAAUUUUAAAAGAUUAUGAAAAGUUAA